AUGCACGAAGAUGAUCAGCAUCAAACUCGCACAACUCAGGAGCGUGCCAGCAUGAGUCGAUUCCGCAUCCGCAGUCGAGCCGCAAAUCUGCUGUCAUCCAGCGCAGACUAUCUCGCUUCUCGUGACUGGCAAGCCGUCGCCGGCUCAGCCCGUGCCCGCUUCCAGCCCCAACUGGCCUCCGCCAUUUCGACAUCGCACUCGCGCUCGCCCUCGGCCGCAGCCUCCUUUUCCUCGAGCGCACCGCUCCCUCGCUUCAGAGACAUGUCGCUCCGUGCAGGUGCGCAGAACGUCGUCCUCCUCCCCGGCUGGGCUCAGCGCAAGGUCGCACGCGACCGCCAUCCCCAGGGCUGGGCCACCGUCGAUGCACCCGAAGACCUCGAGGACGGAGAAAUCGAGCUCCACGUCUCCAUCCACGGCUUUGCUUCCAAAGUGCUCGACUCUCCCAGCCGCAGUCAACGAAUCUUCAACCAGAUGGCUCGUCAACUCGCAGGUCUCCCUCGCAUACAGUCCCUCGCCCCCGAUUCCAGCGUGCUUCAACCUUCCCAGCCAUUCGUCGACGAACCACAAGAGAUGGACAGCAGUCAAGCCUCUCUGCCCCAGGACACCGACUCAUCCAGUCACCCGCACAGCUCCGAAAGGAUCGCACGCAAGCUGAUCGAAAAUGCAGACGACGAGACGCUCGUACGCCUCAUGGAAAACCUCCACGCCUUCCCCACCGAUCACGCCGCCGCCAAAAAGGCAGCUCAAGGUCCCAGCCACGAUCACGAGCCGCUUCACCAAGACGUCCCCUCCAUCCGCACGCCAUCCAGAUCCGACACCGUCCUCUCCGGCGGCUCGGCACAGUGGCUCAAUCGCAGUGCAGACGAGGUCUCCUUGUUCCACAACAACCUCUCUCGUCGCUUGCACGACUAUUGGGUCUACCGUCUCCCGCAUCACGACGUCUUUAUCGAAAUCUCUCCAGUAAUCAAUGGCGACGUCGCCCGCGACUCUCGCGGCAACCGUCUCAUUAUGGCCUCAACUCGUCUCACCGCCGACGCUACCGGCCAGUUUGAGCAUCGCCUCAUCAUCCCAUGGCACAUGCUCAAUGCCUUUUGCCGUCACUACGCCGACCUGCUCCAGGCAGCACCCCACCAGAUCCAAGCCCUCGACGUCAAGGCCACGCUCCUCGCCGACUCCUCCGAUACCGCAUCAACCGGGCCAGAAUCUCCAUGGCGCCGCUGCUCCAUUCACGAAGACCAUCCGCGUCGCGUCAGAGUCAUCUCCGACAUCGACGACACCGUAAAGCAUACUGGCGUCGUUCAAGGUGCAAAGCAGAUCUUGCGCAACGUCUUUGUGCUACCCUACAAAGACGCCGAAGUCAAAGGCAUCUCGUCUUGGUACCACGCCAUGACCGAUCUCGGUGUCGGCUUGCACUACGUCACAAACGCGCCUCUCGAGCUUCACAACCUCGUGCUCGACUUCCUAGAGGCAGUUCGUUUGCCAAUCAGCCAUCUGGUCUUGAAGCACUACCCGAGCGGUGCCCGCAGCCUCUUUUCCAGCUGGCUCGAACCAGCCGGCGAACGCAAGCGCGCAAACGUGGCCAAGAUCCUCGACGACUUUCGCACCUCCCAAUUCAUCCUCAUCGGCGAUUCUGGUGAGCUCGACCUCGAGCUUUACUGUGCCUUGGCUGCAGAACGUCCUUCUCAGAUUCGUGGAAUCUUCAUCCGCGACGUCAGCACUCCCGCGGCUCGCACACCCGACUCCUCCGCAUUCUCCGCCUCAUCGGCUUCUGACGCAUCCACGACCAGUAACGCUGCCCCUGCAGGCCAAACCUUGCCGUCCGCUCCAAAGAGUGCUUUGACGCAACCGAGCCCCAUUCGUCGCACCGAUGCGCCAGAGAUGCCCUUCUUCGACACCUCCUAUCCGCCCAGGGCGCCCACAGUCUUGGAUCUGCCAACCUCAAAUUACACCGGUCGAGCUGCCGAAGCUGUCCGAACCUCCCGGGCCCUCUCUGAGCAAGAGAUCAGACAAGCCCAGAUCUUCCAAACCCGGCUCAACAAGGCUACAAGCAUGCUACCUCGCACCACCGUCUUCAGACUUUUCAAAGAGGGCGGCGACGUCCAAGAGCAGGCCUGUCAGCUCAUUCGUGAGCUACAGAGCGGCACCAGACCCGCCGACCGUACGUCUUGA
This is a messenger RNA of Moesziomyces antarcticus, 2169 nucleotides long. RefSeq lists its product as uncharacterized. The transcript has a single exon. Bases 1 to 2169 code for a protein of 722 amino acids. Gene Ontology annotation, molecular function: phosphatidate phosphatase activity. The record is from RefSeq and is a predicted model, not a curated record. NCBI's taxonomy places the organism in Eukaryota, Fungi, Basidiomycota, Ustilaginomycetes, Ustilaginales, Ustilaginaceae. Gene Ontology annotation, cellular component: actin cortical patch.